Kluyveromyces marxianus DMKU3-1042 is the source of this 2112-nucleotide messenger RNA. RefSeq names its product Rgd3p (gene RGD3). NCBI's taxonomy places the organism in Eukaryota, Fungi, Ascomycota, Saccharomycetes, Saccharomycetales, Saccharomycetaceae. The transcript has a single exon. Bases 1 to 2112 code for a protein of 703 amino acids. The record is from RefSeq and is a predicted model, not a curated record.
AUGGCGCUAUUCUGGUACACGUUUUGGAGUUCUGUGAGCACGGUGAGCGCGAACUCGUUGCACGAGGCGGUGGUUGACGAUAUACAUGUGGUGGAUCAGUACUUGGAGUUUAUUGGGAAGUUGAACAAGGUAUGGAGCUCAUCGCAGCAGUCUGUGCGGAAGAUCCCAGCGAACCGGGCGGUGGGAGUGAGCCGGUUGGUGCUUGAACGGUUGGAGGAGGAAUUGGGGUCGCGAGUGGUCGAUUGUGGCGAGCUUGUGGAGUUGCGCAAGCGGUACGAGACGCUUUUGGCUGAUAGUAAAGAGGGCAAGAAGAGAGAGGUGAGUUUGAUGCGGGAGUUGAAGGGGCUAAAGGCGGUGGUAUUGAGGGUUAAACGGAGUGCCAGGGGCAGUGCCAAGGGCAGUGCCAUUGCCGAAGGUAAUGACAAUGACAAUGACAAUGACAAUGACAAUUCCAAGGCCAAUUCCAAGGCCAAUGCCCUUGGAAUUAGCCUUGGCCUUGGCAAUGCCGACAUGAUGGCAUUUCUCGAACAGAUCAAGAAGACGCUCCAGUACUCGCGACGGUUCAUCCCGCUCUCUGGGAUGGCGAAUGAGUAUUUCACCGGGAUGCAGUUGGUCGAGGCGGCCAAGAAGUUGAGUCCCGGGAGCGUGUGGUCGAUGUACCAGCAAGAACGGUUUGGCCAAUGGUUGAUGGACGAAGGGUACAUGAUGCACCACAACGACAUCUUGCGGUUGAGGAAGACGUUCAGCGUGGACGGAUACUACUGCUGGCAGAUGAAGACCAAUAAGAAUAAGAACAAGGUCCACGAGGAUAUGGAACCCUUUGUGAGCCGGUCUGAGGCGUGCAAUGUGAUGUGGGAGCAAUGGAGCAAGUACAGUAUCAAGAGGCUUGAGUUUGAGACGUGGCACAUGGCGUGCAUGGGCCAGCUAGGCGAGUUGCGCGAGAAGCUAGUGGAUGUGGUAGGAAGGUUAGAGGAGGUAUUGGGAGGGAAUCGUUCCAGUUCCAGUUGUAACAUCACCAUGGAAUCGUUAUAUGCGAGGAACAUGGGGAGCAUUGGGUUCUACGUGACGAUGAACGAGCCGUUAGUGAAGCCCGGGGCCAACCCUGGAGACAUUCCGGAGGACUCACCGCUAGAGAUUGGCGAGCGGGAUGAUGAUGUUGAGAAGAGCGGUUUGUGGGUGGUUUUGGACUCUUUGGAGCAAGAAGACGCAGUGGAGGUGAGGAAAUGGUGGGACACCGAGUUUGAUUUGGUGCACUGGCACCGGGUGCGAGAGGAUAUACAGAGGAAAUGGUGGGGGUACGAUGCGGAGUGGGAGUCGUUUGUGGUGGGACUACCGGUGGAGAAACGAGUGUGUGUGGUGAAGGGGAUAUUGAUUGAGAUGGGCGAGUCGAUCGUGCCUGGGAGAGUGGUGGAGCGUAGUUUACGAGAGGAGCAAAGUUUGCGCAAGUCGUUGGGUGAGUGCAAGGUCGGGAGGACAACUCUGAAAGUGUUGGCCAAAUUGGCGGGGAGCCCAGCCUUUGCCGGGGCCAUGGCCGAGGCCGAGGCGAUGGCCGAGGCCGAAGCCAAGGGUGAGCCCCAGGGCUUCGCCCAGGGCUUGGCCCAAGACAAGAGGAUACCGUUGGUUCACUUUUUCAUGCGGUGCCAGCACCAGGUUCCGCAGAAACUGGCGGUGUUGGAACGGUUGUGGUGGGAGUUUGUGGGGGACCUCGAGGGGCUGCUGGAGGAGGCUGUGGAGGAAUCUGUGGACGAACCUGUGGCAGCACCAGCGCCACAGGUUCCUAUAGUGAGUGUGACGCGAAGUAGGAGCAGCAGCAGAGGUGCUUCUGCUGCUGGUGCAUCUCCUCCUCCUCCUCCUCCGCUUCCCCCAGUGUCACCUAAACGAGGUCACGUGACCGACACCCAGUUCAUCCCAAAACCGUUCAAGUCGUCGCGGCCGGCGUCGUACUCUGGGCCGGACUCUACAUCCACAUCAACUGGACAAGGGCCUGGCCAGAGCCAGGCCCUGGGAAGCAGUUCGGGGACCAAUUCGGCGACUAGCUCGGGCAGUAGCUCGGGGACUACCUCGCGCGAGAAGCGCCGCAGCGGCACGCCGUUGGUACACAUCCUGGGGUGA